AUGCUCCGGCCGACAAUCCGGGGCCGACUCGACCCGGUCACUGACCACCCGAUGGCGGAGGGCCCGCGAUCCAACGGCUGGUCCUCCCGCCCCGCCACGCCUUCCGCGGCGGGCGAUAUCAUCCCCAGGACGAACAGCAGCAACUCCUCUCACGGCCCUAGCCAUGCCGCGCACCUCCUCUCGGCGUCGCCCCCGCCCGUCGCGUCGAAGCGCUUCGCCCCGGACGCCUCCAUUGUCCUGGUCGGGAUCCGCGGCUCCGGCAAGUCCACGCUGGGCAUCAUUGCCUGCGCUGCGAUGCAGAGAGUCAUGGUGGAUCUGGAAAAGGCUUUUCAGCAGACCGUGGGCUCGACGAGCGCCGAGUUCCGGAGGGUCGCGGGCGCGUCCAAGUGCCACGCCAAGCAGGUCGAGGUGCUCAAUUCCGUGCUCGCCAGCCACGCCAACCACGCCGUCAUCGUGUGCUCCUGGCUGGAGCGCGGUAUACAGGCCAUUCUCCGCGACUUGUGCGCCACGAACCCCGUCAUUCUCAUAAGCCGAGACGCCGACGCGAUCCAGGAGCACCUCAAGAUUCCUGACCGGGCCAAGAUGACGAGCUUGCUCAAUGCCAGCGGCGCCAUCUUCCACACCUGCACCAACUUCCACUUCUUCAACAUUACAGAGUACCCCACGCGAUUCUCUACGCCGGAAUCCGAUGAAGAGACGGCCCGCAGCGACCCCAUUGCCCGAAAAUCUCCCGCUCACUACCUCACGCUCAAACGCGCCGAACGGCAUUUCCUAAAGGAGUUUACUUACGCCGUGUCCAUCCCCUUGUCCGUUCUCCUCAGGGACGGCAUCGACGUUGAGGAGAUUGAGACCGCCGCCGACGCCAUCGAGAUCGUGGUCGAUAAUCUUUGGUUACCGAGCCCAGACGGCCGCAUCACCCCGCCCGAGGCCUCGCCCUCACCCCUCUUCCCGCCGGCCGCGCCGGGAGGCGGCCUCGGCUUCGAGAGGGUGCGCGACAUCGCCUGCAUCCUAGGAAACAUCCGGCGCAACACCGUCCUACCCGUCAUCUUCCACGUGCUCGCGCCCCAGCAGAGCAGCCAGCCACCCCCGCCCGCCGACUGGCAGCACCUCUACCUCGAUGUUGUCGACCACGGUUUGCGCAUGGCGGCCGAAUUCGUCACCCUAGACCUGCGGCUCGGCGACCCUGACUUGGCGCGCUUCGUCUCGGGCAAGCGCCAGAGCAAGAUCAUUGCCAAUUUCGAGUCCACCGUCGGCGAGGACUCGUGGGAGUCGCCCAUCUGGGUAUCCCGGUACCAACGCGCCAAGAGCAUCGGCUGCGACCUCGUACGCUUCGUCCGCCCCGCCGCCAGCAUGGAGGAUAAUCUCGCCGUCAGCCGCCUGCGCUUCGCGGUGAAGAAGCUAGGCGAUAUCCCCGUGCCCCUCGUCGCCUAUAAUUCGGGUGCCCUGGGCAGGUACUCGGCCUGCUUCAACCCCGUCCUCACCCCCGUCGCUCCCCGAAACCCACCGCCGUCAACAGAGGCGACGAACAGGAACACGGGCGCCGCGUCCGCCUAUUCACCGCCCCUCAUCACAUCUAGAGAGGCGACAAAUGCGCUCUACUCCUCCUUUGUCUACGAUCCGAUGAAGCUCUACGUCUUUGGCGCCAACGUGGACUACAGUCUCUCCCCGCCAUGCACAACACCGCGCUCGAGGCCUCACCCUCUCAUUCGGGACCCCACCUUUGCCGGCGCCUCAGUCGGCCUACCCUUCAAGGUCAGCAUCAUCCGGCUCACCGAUUCCCUGAGCCCCCACGCCAAGGCCAUUGGCGCCGUCAACACCCUCAUCCCCAUUCGGCGCCUCAAUUCGGACGGCAGCGUCCCCGAACUCAGCGCCAUGCUCCGCGAUUCCAACAGAACCGGCCCCGGGCUGUCGCCCGCCAACGCCGUGAGGCCCACCGCCACUGCCGUAGUCGUCGGGGCGGGCGGUAUGGCCCGAGCAGCCGUGUACGCGCUACUGCAGCUAGGCGUCAAGAACAUCAUCAUCUAUAACCGCACAAAGCGCACGGCUCAAGACAUGGUCGCCCAUUUCACCAAGCUGGCCAACGAAAUCGGCCUACCGAGCUUGGGCUCGGUGCCGAAUGGAGAUCGGGCCGUGCGAUUUCACGUCCUCGACGAAAAGCAUUCACCGUGGCCCGAGACCUUUACUCUGCCGACCAUGAUCAUCUCGUGCAUCCCUACCCAUGGGAUGGGCCAUGUCCCGUCCCCGGAAUUCACCGUUCCGCAAAACUGGUUCGCCAGCCCGACGGGUGGCGUCGUCGUCGAGCUCGGCUACAAGACGAUGAGCACCCCACUACUCGAGCAGUCGAGAGCGCAGGCCGACAAGGGUUGGGUCACAUUGUUUGGCCUCGACCUUCUGCCCGAGCAGGGCUUUGCCCAGUUCGAGCUGUUCACAGGUCGUAGGUCGCCUCGGCGGCUGAUGAGGAGAGCGGCCCUCCGCGCCUACCCUGACAUGGAAGGAAAGCCACCGUCUUACGAACUACAGUCAAGACUCAGGUCGAUACCAUUCCAAGAACCGUAA
Molecule: messenger RNA, 2556 nt
Organism: Parascedosporium putredinis
Lineage: Eukaryota; Fungi; Ascomycota; Sordariomycetes; Microascales; Microascaceae
Source: the annotation of a GenBank genome assembly